Argiope bruennichi is the source of this 795-nucleotide messenger RNA. RefSeq lists its product as uncharacterized. Bases 30 to 740 code for a protein of 236 amino acids. The transcript is spliced from 2 exons. The record is from RefSeq and is a predicted model, not a curated record. Lineage: Eukaryota; Metazoa; Arthropoda; Arachnida; Araneae; Araneidae.
UCAAAAGAAACAUCCAAUAAAGUCAUUUGAUGAUGUUUUGCUUGAUUCUCUUAUCUUCUUUCAUUGCUGUCAAAGGAACUGAAAAUUCAUUUUAUCCAUUUAUUAUACCCAUCAGUACAGGCAGAGGCCAUAGUCAACAUACCACUCAUGUCUUCACUCACCCUGUGAUCAGAACUCAGGUGCUUGUGCUAGGUGCCGGUGAUCAUCAACCCCAAUCCAGUGAUGAGCAGUAUAGGGACGGCUAUCACUAUGACCAAAAAUUUCAGCAGACUUAUAAAUACCGACCUAAUGAUUACAGAGACGAAUCUUCUAUUCAUCAGCCUCGAGCCCAUGGUUUGUCACCAAGCGCCAAAUAUUCAAUUCCCGUAGAACAGUCUUCCUGGAAACCAAUCCGAAGUAUUCCAUUGGACUAUUUACCUUUGAAAUAUUUGGGUGAAGAUGGACCUGCAGUUGCAAAAGUGGUAUAUGAAUCGAUGAGCGCAUCAAAGCACAGCAGUGAUGAUGAUGAUGAAGGUCCUUUGAUAUUGCCAGUUGGUAUUAAAAAACUUCACAAUCCCCAGUUAAGGCGACCUCCAAGAAGAAAACCGGAAUACUUUUAUGGUAAUUCGUUAACAGAAGGUAGACAUACAAAAGAACCGCAAAUCUUUAAAGUUCAAAUAGGACAGAAAGGUACUUUUGUGAGAAGUGAACAGCGUGCGCCAAAUAGUGUUCAUUGCCAAUGCCGUGUACCAAAAGACUGAGUGAAAGAUAGAUUUAACUAUUAUUUUUAGUAAUACUAUUGAUUUUUUUAUAUGU